Molecule: messenger RNA, 804 nt
Organism: Trichoplax adhaerens
Lineage: Eukaryota; Metazoa; Placozoa; Uniplacotomia; Trichoplacea; Trichoplacidae
Exons: 5
Coding region: 1-804 (267 amino acids)
Biological process (GO): rRNA methylation
Cellular component (GO): mitochondrion
Molecular function (GO): RNA binding; RNA methyltransferase activity
Source: RefSeq, a predicted model, not a curated record
AUGAAAAUCGACGAAGAUCGUGAAAUCAUUUAUGGUAUUGCUCCAUGUCAGCUUGCAUUAAAAGCAGAUCGACGAAAAAUUUAUCAUAUCUAUGUCCGAGAUCCUGCUGGUACACUAAAGCCCAACAAAUCAAUAGAACAUAUUAUCUUUAAGGCUAGAAAGCUAGGCAUACAUGUAUUGCCAUCGGAUAAGAGAUAUUUAGAUAAGUUAACCGAAGGACGCCCUCAUCAAGGCGUUGCUAUGAAGGCUACGCCACUCCGACCUAAUCUUAUUCGUCAUGAUCUCGAUAAAACAGCCAUGGCUAAUAAUCGUAAAGCAUUAUGGCUAGGAUUAAACGAUGUUCAGGACCCUAUGAAUCUUGGAGCACUAAUACGAACAGCUGCUCUAAUGGGUGUGAAUCGUGUCGUGGUCAAUUCCAGAAAGACUGCAAGAUUAUCUGCUGUCGUUAGCAAAGCAAGUGCAGGUGCAAUGGAAGUUUAUCCAAUCUAUGCUGUUAAGAAUCUAUCAAAAUACCUCGAUUAUCUUGUAGAAAAUGACUGGAAUAUUAUUGGUACAGUUGGGCACAAAGAAGUUAACCAAUAUCAAGCUAUGUCAUGUCAAAAUUUUAACCACAAUGGAAAGCCUACAAUUUUAAUGUUGGGCAACGAAGGAUUUGGCAUCAGUGCCUCCAUCAAAGAGAAAUGUAACUCAUUUCUUACUAUUCCAACAAGUUCAUCAUGCCCUCCAGAUAUUGAUUCACUAAAUGUAUCAGUUGCUGCUGGAAUAUUAUUGUAUUCACUUCGUGGACGGCUCAAUCGCUGCUAA